Meleagris gallopavo (turkey) is the source of this 1144-nucleotide messenger RNA. RefSeq names its product peptidylprolyl isomerase like 3 (gene PPIL3). Gene Ontology annotation, molecular function: peptidyl-prolyl cis-trans isomerase activity. Gene Ontology annotation, cellular component: catalytic step 2 spliceosome. The record is from RefSeq and is a predicted model, not a curated record. Gene Ontology annotation, biological process: protein peptidyl-prolyl isomerization; protein folding. NCBI's taxonomy places the organism in Eukaryota, Metazoa, Chordata, Aves, Galliformes, Phasianidae.
UUUCAUAAAGAUAACAAAACCUUUUACCUGUGAGAUAGAGGUCAGCUUCCAUUCCCUUCAGGAUACUGCUCCCAGAACCAGCACACAGAGCAGCUUUCUUCACUGGAGAAUCUGCAGGAUACAAGUCUCACCGAGUCCCUUGGACAGCCAGUUGUUGACUCCGUGCGGUACGGCAUCGUACGCUGUGUGCGGCAGUUGCUGUAUAUGCAUCAACCUCAGCUUUUUGAUGAGCAGGCAUGCCCAAGACAAUUUCUGUUUGCCAGUGUGGCCCAGGCAUGCCAGAAGGUUGGAGACCCAUGCCUUAGUGGCUGGGCUGUCACACUGCACACUGAUGUAGGAGACAUUAAAAUUGAACUGUUCUGUGAGCGAACGCCAAAAACAUGUGAAAAUUUCCUGGCUCUUUGUGCUAGUAACUACUACAACGGCUGUGUGUUUCACCGGAAUAUAAAGGGCUUCAUGGUUCAGACAGGAGAUCCAUUAGGCACUGGGAAAGGAGGAACCAGCAUCUGGGGCAAGAAGUUUGAAGAUGAAUUCAGUGAAUACCUAAAGCAUAGUGUCCGUGGGGUGGUUUCAAUGGCAAACAAUGGUCCAAAUACCAAUGGGUCGCAGUUCUUCAUCACUUAUGGCAAGCAGCCACACCUGGAUAUGAAGUAUACUGUUUUUGGGAAAGUCCUUGCACUCCUCCACUUGGGAGGAGAUUCCGAGCAGUUCUGCUUUUCUUCCAGAGUGAUUGAUGGCUUGGAGACCUUGGAUGAGCUGGAGAAGCUGCCUGUGAAUGAGAAAACGUACCGACCUCUGAAUGACGUUCGCAUCAAAGAUAUCACCAUUCAUGCCAACCCUUUUGCUCUGUAGCCACCAACAGUCGUGACACGUUCUUUAGAAGCUAGUCAGACCGACUGCUGGAUGGGUUGUUUGGUGUGCCGUCAGACGGGGUUACGGGAGCAGGGCUGUAUCUCGGUGUGCUGAACGUGGGACUCUGGGAGCUGUGAUGUUGUUUACGAAUUGUCACUGGGGAGCCUUGGGUUCCUCGAGCCUGUGUUUCCAGGUUGUGUGUUGACUGUUAUUCACUUGAUUUUGACUUCCAACCAUUGCUUUUUAUACUUGUAAAAUAAGACUUUCAAACACAUAUAUACAUUUUUUUUUU